Prorocentrum cordatum is the source of this 1380-nucleotide messenger RNA. Lineage: Eukaryota; Dinophyceae; Prorocentrales; Prorocentraceae. The record is from the annotation of a GenBank genome assembly.
AUGUUGACGAAUUUUCUGUUACCACACGAGAUGUUACACCACAUGGUUCAGCCUAGUACCGUACAUGAAUGGUGUACUUUUGCCCCCGAGGUCAGCCCACUAAACGAUGUACUGAAAGAGUGGGGCGAAACGCCCAAGCCACCUCGGGAUGCGACGACCGAGCUGUUUGCAAGUUUGGGGCUUUGGGGUGAUGGCGCCCCGUACUCGAAGCGAGACAGCGUCUAUCUUCUCACGUACGUAUGCCAGUGCGGCUGCUACGGCCGUCACACUUUCGAAGAGGCGUGGCGAGUGAUGGGGUGGGGCCUCCGCGCACUGGCAGAUGGGCAUUUUCCACGCGUGCGCCACGACCAGACACCGUAUAACAAGAGCUCGGGCGUUGGCGACAGGGAUCGAAUACACCAGGCGGGCUGCGUUUUGAAUUGCAAGGCCGCGUGCAUUCAGAUAAAGGGGGACUGGGCCUGGCACAAACAAGCUUUUGGAUUAUCGGGGUGGAAAGGGGAAGGGGGGCACGGCCACGUAUGCUGGCGAUGCCCUGCCAAUGACAAGGCCGACUUUGAUUUCCGCAGGGCUGACCGCCAUGCCCCUUGGAGAGGGCGCGAAUAUGAUGUUGAUAAGGCCCUCUUCAUGUGCAAGCUUCACAGUGGGUUCAGGAGUGAGAUCUUCAAUUUCCCAGGCAUGCGGAUCAAGUGCAUACUAAUAGAUUUGGUGCACGUUGUGUGUCUAGGGAUUCUCCAACAUCUCCUCGGCAAUUGCUUCUGGGAGUUGCAUUGCAGCUUGGGCGGUAACAUGUCGCCUGAUUCAGCAGGGUCAAAAGGGGCUGUGAGCGUUUUGAGAUCACAGAUACGUUUGGGUUCAAAGUUUUUGGGCAUCGACUGCCCCGUGCACGCACUAACACUUCCCAUGUUCAGGGCGAGUGGCAAAGGUCCGAAGAUGAAGACGAAGGCAGGUGAGGGGAGACACUUGUUGAACGUAUUGCUACACAUGCUUAUCACAUUCUACGAUCAGACUUCAGAACACAACGCCCUUCGUUUGAACUGCGUGCGCAGCCUUGCCGCAAUAUAUGACCAGCUCGCCGUGUGGGAUUUUGAUACGUCCUACAUUAAGUGCGCAGUGCGGGCGGCCAAGCAUGUGCUACUGUAUGCUGAGUUGUGGAGGGAAGCGGCAGAAUUGGAUGAGUCCACGCUCCUGUGGAAAAUGAUUCCAAAACAUCAUUUAUUUAUCCACUUAAUGGAACGCGAUCGUGGGAAUCCAAAGGAGGGGUGGAAUUACGGUGACGAAUCAGAGUUUGGCGUGGCAGUCGAUCUGUGCACGACGCUGCAUUGCAGGACCAUCGCGACGGAAGCGGUGCGAAAGUACAGGGCAACUACUGUUGAGCGCUGA